UCAGAAUUUGGCGCGAGGCGAUUACGAGCUGGGAGAGAGUGUGCACGCGCAGAUCUGGAAGCAGAUACCAACAAACAUUUAUCUGCGCUGGAAAACUGGAUUAUGGCGGAAACCGUUUAGAAAACUGGGUUAUGCCGCUAUCUUUAUUGAAAAAAGCUAAAGAAAUCCUCACGCAAUGUCUGCUGCAGUGGAAACUACAACGUUCAGGGUGCCUCUCCCUCUCCCAGCCCACCUCUCCCAUGCAGAGCAGUCCUUCUCCCUCAAAAAGCGCCGAUUACCAUUUUCCUCAUCGUCCGCAUCCAACUCCUCCAGCUCCUCCCCUGCUCGAGGCUCCUAUUGCCUCCCUCCACUGCCACCAUCUAAGGGAUGCCCCACUCUGAGCAGGAUGUUCCCUCAUCAUCAGUCCCCGUGGACACCGCUGUCCGAUUCUCUGAGUAAAUCUCCCCCUCCGAGCUCUGUGUAUGAUCCCGUUAAGCAUAAAUCCUAUUUUGGUCAGUGCUUCACUAAUUUGGGCCUUCUUGGGAGAGGAUCCUUUGGAGAGGUCUAUAAGGUGCAAAGCAACAAAGAUGGACGUCUGUAUGCUGUAAAGCGCUCUGCUCAGCGCUUCAGGGGUAACAGCGAGAGAAAGCGAAGCAUUAAAGAAGCCAGGAACCAUGAAUGCAUUUGUCGUCAUCCUCACAUUCUGGACUUUGUGGCAGCGUGGGAGGAGAGUGGCCGACUGUACAUUCAGACAGAGUUAUGCUGCACCAGCUUGCUGCAUCAUGCUGAGAACAAGCCCCCUGGCCCAGAUGAACCAGCAGCGUGGGGCUACCUGUGCGACCUCCUGUCUGCUCUGCAGCACCUGCACUCUCAUGAUUUCAUACAUUUGGACCUUAAACCCGCCAAUGUCCUAAUCACGGAUUCUGGCCGUCUCAAGCUGGGAGACUUUGGGCUGAUGUUGGAGACCAAUCAGGCGGGUGAAGAAUGCAGAAACAGGAAGGCAAAGGAUGACGUCCAGGAGGGAGACCCAAGAUACAUGGCUCCUGAGCUGCUCCGUGGUGAAUACGGACUUGCUGCAGAUGUUUUUAGUCUGGGUGUUUCUAUUCUCGAGCUUGCUUGUAACCUUGAAGUUCCAAACGGUGGCAAGGGAUGGCAGCAGCUCAGACAGGGCCACCUUCCCUCAGAGUUCACCAACGGCCUCUCCGUUGAGCUUCAGUCAGUCCUGAGGAUGAUGCUGGCCCCAGAACCAUCUGAAAGACCAACAGUCUCUGAGCUUCUUGCUCUGCCUUCUGUCAGGAAGCGCAGAUGGAAAAGGCACAUUUAUCUCAUGGUUGCAGAGACCAUGCUGACACUGGUCUCCUUCUGCCGAUUUGUGGUGUGCUUCGGCUGCAAGCUCCUAACUUCAGUUCGCAUACCGUUUCUGCCUUGCUGGUCGAAGCCUGAGCCCUGUACGCCCCCUAAGGACAGCUGGGACGGAGAUGUGACGCUGUCCCUGAGUUCCCUGCAUGAUGACCCAGGAAGUCCUGAGGAUGAUGGAGUUUUUCUGCAUUGCACAGACCCAGAUCUUUCCCCCACGUUUUCACACAGGAUUAAAUCCCGGCUGUCAGUGGAAAGCACAUCCACUCCUCUCCCAGGUUCUCCGAUUCACAACCGCCAAAGCCCUGUCCACACAUCCCUAAUAUCGACACCGUCGGUUCUGGGUGACUGGUCGUCCUGUAACUUGGCUCUGACUCCAUCCAGCAUCCACUCAAACGGCUCCCGCCAAACACUGACACCCAACAUUAGCCCCAUACAUGCAGAGCCUCAUCCAAGCUCUUCGUCCACCAGGUCCUCCGAACGGCACAAUCGUAACCGGGUCCGCCCAGACGAGGCAGUACCACGAUCUAACUUUGAACCAAAGAACCUGCUCAGCCUGUUUGAAGAAACAACUCUGGAGGGACAACCUUGAGAGCAUUUUUUUCAUCCCUCUUUGAAAAGUGUCAUAAAGAGAUGAUGCAGUGUUGGGUUUGUGUGAACGGUUUUUCCUGCCAUUUUAUAAGUUCUGCAGUGGGUUCUUUUAAAGUGUUAUUUUUUUAAAGAAUUGAUUCAGAGAAAGGGUUUGAAUGUGUAAUCAAACCUUACCGCAAUUUAUGUUUGUGUAAAUGCAGUUUGCCAACUGGCAUUGCAUGAUUUACAUUCCAAAAAGUUACCAAUUGCAUGAUGGACUAUAGAGUAAUGUUCCCCACAAGCUGCAAAGGAAAUAUUUAACUUGUGGUGCGUGCUGUGGUUAUAAAGCUUCCAAAAACAUAAA
Messenger RNA from Girardinichthys multiradiatus, 2269 nucleotides. RefSeq names its product protein kinase, membrane associated tyrosine/threonine 1 (gene pkmyt1). The transcript has 8 exons. Lineage: Eukaryota; Metazoa; Chordata; Actinopteri; Cyprinodontiformes; Goodeidae. Gene Ontology annotation, molecular function: protein kinase activity; ATP binding. The record is from RefSeq and is a predicted model, not a curated record. Gene Ontology annotation, biological process: protein phosphorylation. The coding region runs from base 176 to 1927 and encodes 583 amino acids.